Messenger RNA from Thermochaetoides thermophila DSM 1495, 2502 nucleotides. RefSeq lists its product as uncharacterized. The record is from RefSeq and is a predicted model, not a curated record. Gene Ontology annotation, cellular component: COPI vesicle coat. The coding region runs from base 1 to 2502 and encodes 833 amino acids. Gene Ontology annotation, molecular function: structural molecule activity; protein binding. The transcript has 9 exons. Gene Ontology annotation, biological process: intracellular protein transport; retrograde vesicle-mediated transport, Golgi to endoplasmic reticulum; intra-Golgi vesicle-mediated transport. NCBI's taxonomy places the organism in Eukaryota, Fungi, Ascomycota, Sordariomycetes, Sordariales, Chaetomiaceae.
AUGACUACCUAUACACAGCGUCAGCUCUUUGCUCGCUCCGAGCGAGUGAAAGGCAUUGAUUUCCAUCCAACGGAGCCGUGGAUUCUGACCACCCUCUAUAGUGGACAUGUCUACAUCUGGUCAUACGAGACCCAGCAAAUCGUCAAGACUUUCGAACUUACCGAUGUCCCGGUUCGCGCUGGCCGCUUCAUUGCGCGCAAGAAUUGGAUUGUCUGCGGGUCGGAUGAUUUCCAAAUCCGUGUUUACAACUAUAAUACGAGCGAGAAGAUUACCUCGUUUGAGGCGCACCCCGACUACAUUCGCGCGAUUGCCGUUCACCCAACACAGCCUUUCGUCCUCACCGCCAGCGAUGAUAUGACGAUCAAGCUUUGGGAUUGGGAGAAGGGGUGGAAGUGCGUUAGGGUAUUCGAGGGCAACUCACAUUACGUGAUGUCCCUCGCUAUUAACCCGAAGGAUACAAAUACCUUCGCGUCGGCCUGCUUGGACCGGACUGUCAAGAUCUGGAGCUUGGGCUCUUCUACGCCGAUGUUCCAGUUGGAGGCACAUGAGACAAAGGGUGUUAACUAUGUCGAUUACUACCCUCAUAGUGAUAAGCCAUACCUCUUAACUGCCUCAGAUGAUCGCACGGUCAAAGUGUGGGACUACACAACCAAGAGCCUGAUCGCCACCCUGGAAGGCCAUACCAACAACGUUUCCUUUGCUGUCUACCACCCUGAGCUGCCCAUCAUUAUUUCAGGCUCUGAGGAUGGAACUAUUAGGAUAUGGAACGCCAAUACGUACCGCUUCGAACAAUCUUUGAACUAUGGAUUGGAGCGUGCGUGGUGUGUGGCGUACCAGAAGGGCAAGCAGGGUAUUGCCGUCGGUUUCGAUGAUGGCUCUGUGGUUAUUAAGCUUGGUCGUGAAGAGCCGGCUGUCUCGAUGGAUGGGUCUGGCAAGAUCAUCUAUGCCCGCCACAAUGAGGUUGUCUCCGCGGUCAUCAAAGGCAAUGAGGCCACCAAGGACAACGAGCCCAUCACUCUCACUACCAAGGAAUUGGGGACUGCUGAAGUGUACCCACAGACUCUUAUUCACUCGCCUAAUGGCCGCUUUGCCGCUAUCUGUGGUGACGGCGAGUACAUUAUCUACACUGCCCUUGCCUGGCGCAACAAAGCUUUCGGCCAGGCCCUUGAUUUUGUCUGGGCGUCCAAGGAUAAUUCCAACGAUUUUGCUAUCCGGGAGUCUGCGACGAGCAUCAAGGUGUUCAAGAACUUCCAAGAGAAGAAGGGCGGCCUGGAUGUGCCAUUCGCCGCAGACGGCCUUACUGGUGGUGUUCUCCUGGGUGUAAAGGGUCAAGGGGGGAUUUCGUUCUACGACUGGCAUACCGGUGGCCUUGUCCGCCGUAUCGAGGUUGAGCCCAAGCAAGUGUAUUGGAGCGAAAGUGGUGAGCUCGUCGCUCUUGCUUGCGAAGAUACCUGCUACAUCUUGAGGUUCUCUAGGGACGCCUACAAUGAGGCUGUUCAGGCAGGUGCUGUUGAGGACGAUGGCGUUGAGGCUGCUUUUGAUGUGGUCACUGAUAUCAGUGAAAGCGUGCGGUCUGCGGAGUGGCUUGGUGACGUCUUCAUCUACACGAACUCCACUAACCGGCUGAACUACCUGGUCGGCGACCAGACCUAUGCUGUGGCUCACUUUGACAAGCCCAUGUAUAUCCUGGGCUACCUGCAGCGUGACAGUCGGGUCUACCUUACCGACAAAGACCUUUCGGUUACUUCUUUCGCUCUCUCCUUGCCAGUGCUCGAGUAUCAGACGCUCGUUCUUCGUGGGGAUAUGGAGACAGCCGCCGAGCUUCUCCCCAGUAUCCCCCAUGAUCAGCUUAACAAGAUCGCCCGCUUCCUUGAGGGACAAGGCCAUAAGGAGCUUGCACUCGAAGUCGCCACAGACCCGGAGCAGAAGUUUGACCUUGCCCUGUCCCUCAACCAGUUGGACAUCGCUCUCGAGCUUGCAAGGUCGGCCGACUCCGACCACAAAUGGAAGACCCUUGGCGAUGCUGCUCUCGCUGCCUGGGAUAUCCCUAUGGCAACGGAGUGCUUCGUUAACGCCAAGGACCUCGGGUCUCUCCUGCUCGUGUACACCUCCACAUCCGAUCGCGAAGGUCUUGCCAAGCUGGCUGAACAGGCCACUGAAGCUGGAGCCCAUAACGUUGCCUUCAACUGCAAAUGGUCAUUGGGCGACGUCCCUGGCUGUGUCGACAUCCUUGUGAAGACCGGCCGCCUUGCUGAAGCUGUUCUAUUCUCUCAGACAUACAAGCCGAGCUUGACUCCCGGUCUUGUUGCUCAGUGGAAGGACAGCCUCGAGAAGAACAAGAAGGGUCGUGUUGCCAAGGCUCUGGGAGUGCCUGGUGAGGAUGAGGAGCUCUUUCCCGAGUGGGAUGAGUGGUUGAGGCUUGAAAAGGAGGGUCCUGCUGUUGAAAAUGGUAAUGGUUCUGUGGAGGGUGAAGAGGUAGCUGAAGGGAGUGAGGAUGAGUAA